Octopus sinensis (East Asian common octopus) is the source of this 852-nucleotide messenger RNA. RefSeq lists its product as uncharacterized. Bases 32 to 496 code for a protein of 154 amino acids. Lineage: Eukaryota; Metazoa; Mollusca; Cephalopoda; Octopoda; Octopodidae. The record is from RefSeq and is a predicted model, not a curated record. The transcript has 2 exons.
GCCGAAUAAAUAGGAAUGUUCUAGAUCGAUAAUGGGUCUCAGAAGUGCUCGUUGUUUGAUUCUAACGGCCUCCCUUCUAUUUGCAGGGAUUGGUGCUCUAGCAAUCUAUUCGACCGUGUUGAGUGCAGAGAAAUUCUUCCCGAUUGUCCACAAAUUUGAUUUGAAAACCUUCCCAAUCUCACUGAUCCCCUUCUCAAUGUCCCUCACGUUCUCCAUAAUAUUCGUGUUCGCUGCCACAUUCGGCCUGUGUGCUCUCCGGAAUAACAUAAGAAUGCGGAAAACAGUACGAGUGUUUGUGUAUUGCCAGUACUUCAUCCUCGUCAUGAUCAUUGGGGGAAUAACCCUGGCCGUCCUCGUGCUGUGCUUCAUCAACCACCAGAAAGUACUCCCCGCCCUCACGCCCAGCUGCCUCUCCGUGCAGUGGACUACCUCCGCACUGCCAUCACCAACUACAACACCACCGCCGACAAAGUUGACUUUAUUCAGCGACUGGUGAGUGCCUGCAUAACCCCCAGUUUUCCUGCUGUGGAGUGGACGGUCCCGGGGACUGGAGUGCCCUCAACAUGUCUAUCCCCCUCAGUUGCUGUCCUCAUAGUAAUGACACUGUGUGCGACCACCCUGUCUCUGUUGGGUGUGAGUCUGAGAUCACCUCCCUCGACUCCAAAUACUUUGUGUUGUCUGUUUCCGUGGGAAUCGUCUUUCUGCUAUUCACGGUAUGUUUUCUUGGUCACCGCAGUUGAUCUCGGGGGUUGCCACUUGCUACCUCCUCAAGACACAACCACACUUUUACGGAACAUACUACCCCAUUUGAAUUAGUUAGCCUAUAAUCUAAUUAAUUUGAAUAAUGCUAUA